AUGAACCUGCGUCGGGCUAACCUGCGUCGGGCUAACCUGCGUCUGGCUAACCUGCCUCGGGCUAACCUGCGUCGGGGUAACCUGCGUCGGGGUAACCUGCGUCGGGAUAACCUGCGUCGGGCUAACCUGCGUCGGGCUAACCUGCGUCGGGCUCACCUGCGUCGGGCUAACCUGCGUCGGGCUAACCUGCGUCGGGCAAACCUGCGUCAAGCUAACCUGCGUCGUGCUAACCUGUGUCGGGGUAACCUGCGUCGGGGUAACCUGCGUCGUGCGAACCUGUGUCGGGGUAACCUGCGUCGGGCUAACCUGCGUCGUGCUAACCUGCGUCGGGGUAACCUGCGUCGUGCUAACCUGCGUCGGGGUAACCUGCGUCGGGCUAACCUGCGUCGGGCUAACCUGCGUCAAGCUAACCUGCGUCGGGCUAACCUGCGUCGGGGUAACCUGCGUCGGGCUAACCUGCGUCGGGCUAACCUGCGUCGUGCUAACCUGCGUCGGGGUAACCUGCGUCGUGCUAACCUGCGUCGGGCUAACCUGCGUCAAGCUAACCUGCGUCGGGCUAACCUGCGUCGGGGUAACCUGCGUCGGGCUAACCUGCGUCGGGCUAACCUGCGUCGGGCUAACCUGCGUCGGGGUAACCUGCGUCGUGCUAACCUGCGUCGUGCUAACCUGCGUCGGGGUAACCUGCGUCGGGUUAACCUGCGUCGGGCUAACCUGCGUUGGGCUAACCUGCGUCGGGGUAACCUGCGUCGGGCUAACCUGCCUCGGGCUAACCUGCGUCGCGGUAACCUGCGUCGAGGUAACCUGCGUCGGGCUAACCUGUGUCGGGGUAACCUGCGUCGGGCUAACCUGCGUCUGGCUAACCUGCGUCGGGCUAACCUGCGUCGCGGUAACCUGCGUCGGGGUAACCUGUGUCGGGGUAACCUGUGUCGGGCUAACCUGCGUCGGGCUAACCUGCGUCGGGGUAACCUGCGUCGGGGUAACCUGUGUCGGGCUAACCUGCGUCGGGCUAACCUGUGUCGGGCUAACCUGUGUCGGGGUAACCUGCGUCGGGCUAACCUACGUCUGGCUAACCUGCGUCUGGCUAACCUGCGUCGGGGUAACCUGCGUCUGGCUAACCUGCGUUGGGCUAACCUGCGUUGGAGUAACCUGCUAUGGCUAACCUGCAUCCGGUAA
Molecule: messenger RNA, 1173 nt
Organism: Hyalella azteca
Lineage: Eukaryota; Metazoa; Arthropoda; Malacostraca; Amphipoda; Hyalellidae
Exons: 1
Coding region: 1-1173 (390 amino acids)
Source: RefSeq, a predicted model, not a curated record